Molecule: messenger RNA, 1271 nt
Organism: Drosophila eugracilis
Lineage: Eukaryota; Metazoa; Arthropoda; Insecta; Diptera; Drosophilidae
Product: fibroleukin-like
Exons: 2
Coding region: 190-1200 (336 amino acids)
Source: RefSeq, a predicted model, not a curated record
UGAUAGCCGCGUACGACGUUCAUUUAUAAGUUGUUUAGCUAUAGUGAAAACUCUUUCAGAUUCGAAGGAAGAAUCCGGAUCGCAGAAGUAUUAUUAAGCUAACGUUUUAAAAACGUACUAACAAUUCGUCAAUCUUCCUCAAUGUGCCUUAGAAAUGGAAAAACAUCGAUGUUGCUCCGGUAAACAUCGAUGUUGCCAAUGUUUCGAAAACAUCGAUGUCAUCGACAGUUCGCAUCGACGUUUCUCCACCUCUACCAAACAGUUUGUGAUUAUUUAUUAUUCCAUUAUUUGUCACUUUUAAUAAUUUGUUAUUUUAUAAGUAUUAAAAUGAGUAACAAUGAAGGAAUAUAUGAUUUACACAAAUUGACAAAAGACAUUAACAUGGCCGUAGAAAAAUUUUUAGCACUUCAAAAACCGCUCAUAUAUGUCAGUAAAAAGUACAAUUUGAAUAUUGAGUUCACUAAACAAGAAAUCAGCAUUGAAAUAUCAGAAACCAUACUAAAUCAUACUACGGAAAUCAUUCUUAAGCAGGUCAAAGAAGAGUUAAAAAAGUGCCAAACUGUAAUUGAUGAACAAAAUAACGAAAUUUUUGAUUUAAUAAAUAAAGUUGCUAAGUUGGAAUCGGAUGCUUUAGAAAACGAGGAAAGGCUGCAAAUGAAAAUUGCAGAGCUGAAAUGCAAGGAUAUAACAAAGAUCUCCACAGUGGGUAGUAGUAUCUCUAAACCCCCAGAACCCUCGGAUUGGAUUGUCAUACAGUGUCGUAAAUCCGGGAAGCUUGACUUCAUUACGGAGAAUUACUUGUACAACAAGGGAUUCGGUGACCCCAAUGAUGAGUACUGGAUUGGUUGCAUGAAGUUGCAUGAGAUUACGAAGGCCCGAAGACAUGAACUUUACAUCGAACUUGCGGACCGACAUGGAAGGGAAUCAUAUGCUCGGUACGAUAACUUUCUAGUGGGAAGCUCAGAUGAAAGGUAUUGCCUUCUGUCUCUGGGAAACUACACCGGAAACGCUGGCGAUGCCCUGAGAGAUCAUGAAAAUCACUCAUUUGAGUUUGACGGCAACGAGAGAGGUGUAUAUAAGUCAUUUGCUUGGUGGAGGGCCCCUUCACGUUUUAAGUGUAAUUUAAAUGCAAAGUUAAUGUUUUGGGAUAAAAAAACUGAACUUAAAUACUGUAGAAUGAGUAUUCGGCCAAUUAACUAACUGCAAUAGCAUCAGUUUUCGAAUUGUUGAAUUACUUAAUAAAGUUGCUAUAAAUAAUGUCGUAUAACCCA